Messenger RNA from Spirometra erinaceieuropaei, 2352 nucleotides. Lineage: Eukaryota; Metazoa; Platyhelminthes; Cestoda; Diphyllobothriidea; Diphyllobothriidae. The record is from the annotation of a GenBank genome assembly.
AUGGCCAUCGAGCCAGGAGACCCACGCCUUCCUCGCUAUGUGGAAGGGUCUGUAGAACCAGUCUAUAGGAAAAAGUCCUUUUCAAAGGGUGUUGCCCUCUAUCUUCUGCACAGAGACUACUGGUCAAAUGCGGAGACCAACUACCGAAGGCGAAGUGAAGGCAAAUACGAGCAGCCCCACGAGUGCACAGGGGAGGACCCGCCUGACUGGAAGCCUGGCUAUGAACCCUGGCUUGAUGGUUGGGUGGAAGGUAUUGCUCAUGUCAACCCUUGGCUACUGGAAUUUGGUAGUUACGUUUAUGCUCAAGUGGAAGCCCACUACCGUUUCUAUCGCAGCGAACUGGAUGCAUUUGAUUUUGAGAUUGACGAAACCGUCUUUUCGGCGAGGGUUCAGCUAAAUCCACCACCCUGCUCUCGAGAGGGCUUUACCUGUUUUGCCAAUCCCCCACACGACAUUAACAGCUACAGUGCACCACUCCGUCAGCUGUAUGAAAAACUCGGGGGUCCUGCUGGAGCCAGAUCAAUGCAACAUGAAUUACUGACACCUUACGGAGUUAUCCCUGGACAUGCCCUAAAUAAUCGCUCACAAUAUACGUUUGUGCCUCAGACUAAAGCAGUCAAGUCGUCUGGAUUUCCUGAUCACCCGUAUGUGACGUACAAUUUCCCUUUUCGGUUCGAUAUAAACCGCGGACCGGACUCAGUUUAUAUGAAGUCGAACAAACCAGCCCCCAAUGGGAAUCACCCGGUACCCAAAACGCGCCAUGAACUCUUCAUGGAUGCUGUCUAUGGUUUCGCCAACGAUGCAUCCGACAGUGACCCUGAGGCCCCUGACACAUCGGAAGAUGACGAUGAUUUCUUGCCUCGCAUUCGACACCCACGUGAGCCAGUAAAGAAAAAACAUGGAGUCCGGAAAAUAGAUCUUAGAAUGCAAAACUACAAAGACCGAUUCCACAAAGACUGCUACCCAUGGCGCCCAAGGCAACACAAAGCACCAAAGGCCGGAAUCUACUGGACUGUCACAGUUUAUGCAACAAUGCAGCCCACAGCAAAACCAAUCAGACAACAUACAGCAACUAUGACUAUCAGGAAGCUAAGUUUCCUGCCCCGCAUGAUUGCUUUGCAUCAUCGAAUUCCUCCAACAAUUACCACCGACUACUGCCUUGCCGUUGGACCACGAGCAAACACCGACGCCGGCGUGAUAACUCUCAACGGUGAGCUAGACAAAAUGAUCUACGGGCCGGGUGAUCCCGUGAUUGUUUACAUCAAGGUUCACAAUACUUCAAAUCGCGUAGUCCAGCAACUAACGGUGGAGGUAAAUCAAUGUAUUCGCGUGGCUUCUUGGAGCAAUCGUGUCUGGAGGAUUACAAUUUGCCGGCGGGAGAUAACCGCCGAGAACCCGGAUGCAGAAAUGCCCAUUUUACCGGCAACAGAGCAGGUGAAACUGAACGUUCGCAUGAACCCCUUCUGCAUAGAAAAGCAAUAUAGUCAUUUGUUUUAUGAUAAGUGGCACAAACGGAGACUGCCUAAAGUGCCCAUUGAGGAGGAGGCCUACACACUCCGCAUGCCGACCACUCCGGGAAUAUUUUACGCUGUCGAGCAACCCGGUCGGCACGAACCGGUCCCGCUCACUUUUAUCCUGCGCAGGAGACCAGCAUUCUCUACGCUGCCGGGCGUAAUUGAUAGUCUUAUUGAGAAUUAUCCAGGCAAAUUGCCCACGAUAAGGGAACCCCUGGAGAGAGAGACUAAGGACCUCUGGAGCGAGAACCCCUAUGGGCGCUGUCGCUGCUUCCGACGGCCCCGUGAUGAAAACUCAGAAGCUCGCUGCAAAAGGAUGCCGCCGGAUGAGCCCUACCAAAUCCCUGUGCAUGGAUACGACAUAUACGACGAAGAGGAGGAGAGAGACCCUCAGAUGGCCGCCCGAAAUGAGUUGGCUCCAAGGUGUGCUCGUUGUGGUGGUGCCUGGCCAUCCAGCAUUCAACCCGUAUAUAUAAAUUAUGAGGUGGUGGUGUCAGCAGUUCUACGCCCACAAGAGAUUCCUGAUCCACUGGCCCAAGACUCGCUCUCAAAGGCACUGGGACUCAGCUCUGGUCUCGCCCUUCCUCCUAAAGGCCACAUUGAGGGCCCGGACGGGCCACGAAUCUCCCUUCCUCUCCUCUACUCUGUCCCUGAGCCCGUUCCUGAGGUGCCCAUACCCGUUGCCAACUAUAAUGUCGAUCAACGUCAGGACCGUCCGCCGAAGUUCCCACCGAAACCAAAGGUCUGGGAACCCAGUGAUGGAAAAGGUCUGUUUGUUAAAAAUCAGGAAAGAGCGGCGCCUUGUCCCACUGGAGAUGAAAUCAAGGUGAAGCUAUAG